This is a messenger RNA of Cucumis melo (muskmelon), 752 nucleotides long. RefSeq lists its product as uncharacterized. Lineage: Eukaryota; Viridiplantae; Streptophyta; Magnoliopsida; Cucurbitales; Cucurbitaceae. The record is from RefSeq and is a predicted model, not a curated record. Bases 126 to 662 code for a protein of 178 amino acids. The transcript is spliced from 3 exons.
CAAAUCAAAGCCUAAGGUUGACGGUAGGACCAGCUGGAGGGCGACUUCGUGGCAGCUGACGAACGACCAAACGCAGUCACCAAAUACAAAAGACCAAGAAAAAGUGAAUCUCAGAGUCGUCGGAAAUGAGCGAAGAAGGACUUCCCAAGCUCUACGCCAACAAACCCACGAAAGCUCAGAUCAAACAAUUUCAAGAACAGCACAAAGCCGGAGACGCUUCUUCUUCAGCAUCAUCUAGCAUGGCAUCCGCGUCUUCUUCUUCUCCUCCACCGCCGCAGCCUCCGAAAGAAUCGUUUGCAAGACGAUAUAAGUUCUUAUGGCCCAUGCUUUUGACUGUUAACCUUGCUGUUGGAGCUUACGUGUUUAUGAGGACAAAGAAGCAAGAUGAACAUGUAGCAGAAGAAGAGGCUGCCCCGGAUUCAGCUAAAACCACUAAGAUUGCUGCUCCUGUUGUUGAGGAAUCAUUGGCCAAACCAGCCAUUGUGGAGCCUGUGAAGGUAAGAGAACCGAUUCCGGUGGACCAGCAGCGUGAACUUUUCAAGUGGAUUUUGGAAGAGAAGCGCAAGAUAAAGCCAAAGGAUCGUGAAGAGAAGAAACGUAUCGAUGAAGAAAAAGCAAUUCUCAAAGAGUUCAUCCGGGCAAAAUCUAUUCCUAAUAUUUAAAAACUUUACAAUUGUAGCACGCAAAAACAUACUGAUUAUUUCAACAUUGCUGAUGGAAUCUGAAUGUUGUCGAUUUCUGUGGUUCUAGAA